This is a messenger RNA of Hydra vulgaris (swiftwater hydra), 1368 nucleotides long. RefSeq names its product putative ascorbate peroxidase. The record is from RefSeq and is a predicted model, not a curated record. Gene Ontology annotation, molecular function: peroxidase activity; heme binding. Gene Ontology annotation, biological process: response to reactive oxygen species; hydrogen peroxide catabolic process; cellular response to oxidative stress. NCBI's taxonomy places the organism in Eukaryota, Metazoa, Cnidaria, Hydrozoa, Anthoathecata, Hydridae.
GUUGCAAUAAAAUCAAAAAAUACUAGCUUAGUAAAAAAAUUAUCGUGCCAAUACUUCCUCAAUAAUUUUUUAAUACUUCCUUAAUUUGUCUGAAAAUCGUUGCCAAAUUUAUUUGAUAAUGAACUUGACCUUUUUAUAAAUGGCAUCGAAAGCGAAUUCUAAAUACAAAGCUUCACACAUAUAUAAAGUUCAACAAAUAUAUAAACCAACCAAAAAUUAUAGGAUAAAAGUUAUCGCCAUGCUCUUCUCAACUGGAUUUUGGUGUGUUACGCUGCUUUUAACAUAUAUCGAAACAAUUCAAAUUAUACCGACAUUUGAAGAUUUCGAAAAAGCAAAAACCGACCUUUUAACUUUAAUUGAAUCUGUUAAGGUAAACAGAGACUUACCGAUGAUUGCUGGUUGCGUUCGUUUAGCAUUUCACGAUUGCAUUGGCAAAAACAAUUGUGAUGGAUGCAUCGAUCAUACAAACAGGGGAAAUGCAGGCUUAAAAGAUACAACUGAUCGUCUUGAUUCCUUAUACGAUUUAUCUUAUAAAGGAAAAAUUUCCAGAGCAGAUUUCUACGCUUUAGCCGCUGUGGUUGCCCUAACUAGGUCGACUGUUGACGCUCCAGUAAAAUACUUAGGAUUAAAGUACUUUAAAGUUGGCAGAGAAGAUUGUGAAACCUCUCCUAAUCAAGUUCAAAGCGUUAAACCGCCACUUGGCACCGACGGUACGCAAAAAACUUUUAAAUUUUUUAAAGACCAAUUUAACUUUAACGUUAGAGAAGCUGUAGCCCUUUUAGGAGCGCACACGUUAGGAAGAUGUGAGUUGGAAAACACUGGUUUUGUAGGAACUUUUGUUGAUGAAAGAUUUUCGACAGUUACUCAGGGUCCAAACACGUUAGCUCCAACAAGCGUUCUUGACAACGCUUAUUAUAGAAUGAUUAUUGAUAUUGUACCAUGGAUACAAGUAACCAUCAAUGGAACAAAAAGACAGUGGCAGUUACCAAGUCACCCAAUACCAAAUGAUAAACUGCCUGAGUCUGAAAGGACACCGUUACUUUUGAAUUCAGAUAUGGCAAACUCUUGGAUUAUCAAGCCAACCGAUGAAAACGGAGCGGUAUCUUGCACUCCAACUUCUAAAACAAAUCCGUGUCAACAUUCGUUUGCUCAUCGACACGCUCUUCAAUUUGCGCACGACAACGCAUUGUGGGUAAAAGAAUUUACUAAGGUUUUCGGUCGGAUGAUUGAGUUGAACCGAAACGUGUUAACCGAUGCUCCAACAGCAGCUCAUGCUACAAACUAUUACAAGUAAAUCAAAACAAAACAAAACUUAUUAUCAGGUUGUAUUUUUUGAUAAUUUUUAAUUUACAAAGGGGUUUUGUAAAA